Messenger RNA from Trichoderma citrinoviride, 825 nucleotides. RefSeq lists its product as hypothetical. The transcript has a single exon. Lineage: Eukaryota; Fungi; Ascomycota; Sordariomycetes; Hypocreales; Hypocreaceae. The record is from RefSeq and is a predicted model, not a curated record. Bases 1 to 825 code for a protein of 274 amino acids.
AUGAGCUCAACCAUCGACGUAUCGCAAUGUCCCCCCGGCAACUCGGACCUCUACGGCGUCGGCGUCCGCGUCGGCCUCUACGCCCAAUGGACCGCGACCCUGCUGGCGACGCUCUUCGAGCCCCGCACGGAAAGCACCUACCGCAUCGCCAACCUCAUCAUCCAGACGUCCAUCUUCAUCGGCCUCUGCACCCAGUCGCGCCCCGGCGACUCCCUCAUCGGCGCCGUCGUCACGCAGUACCUGCUCUUCGGCUCGCUGUCCAGCCUCACCGGCGACGGCAUCAGCCACUUGAGCCACUUCUCCGGCAUCUUCCGCGUCGUCUUCUACACCGCCGUCUCCUCGUACGGGUGCUGGUUCUGGUUCCGCGGCAUCGACGACAUGUCCGUCGCCGCGUGUCCUCAGCACGUUGCCUUCUUUGGGAGGGUUAGUCUAUACGGCUGGUUUCGCACGCUGGGCAAGGUCUUGGCCGUGGUUGGGGUGGUGCUGUGCGUUGCUUCGCUCGUCUGGAGCGUGUAUGCGACCACGGCGAGGUUCAACAAGGGCAUUCGCGAGGGCUUCAAGAGGAGGGACAAGGCGCGGCCGCAGGUUGAGCUGGCGCUGCUGGUGCUGUCGAUGGCGCUGAUAGGCAUGUCCAUCUACCUCGUCGAGCACCUUAUUACGGUGAACGACAUCCAGGAUGUGGGCAUUGACGAGAUUGGGACCGUUGGGCAGUUGAUUCCGCUGCUUGCGGGAGGGCUGGCGUGUGGACUGACGGCGUGGAGGGUGGUGACUCACCGGCUGUUUAUGAGGCCGAGGUGCUGGUUCUUGUUUGGUUAUCAUCUGUAG